CCGCCUCCUGUCCCUUCGGACUGGAUGGAAGUGCCACGACUUAAAGGAGUCAUUUUCUACCUACCUGCCAUAUUAUAGGCGUACAGCACUGUCAGUUAUCUUUGCUCCGCCCUCUCACAUUGCAGCAUGGAGGAUAGAAUGUAACAAAAUCCAGGUAGCAACUGUAGCAAGGCAAGAGGUGGUGUUCAAUUUAAGAGGACAUCGUGCUUGGAAGAUAAGAAAGUGAUGCACGAUGCCCAUAGUGGACAAGCUGAAAGAGGCCCUGAAGCCUGGCCGGAGGGACUCGCCCGACGAGGGCGACCUCAACAAGCUGCUGGCCUCGUCCGCCAAGAAGGUGCUCCUGCAGAAGAUCGAGUUUGAGCCGGCGAGCAGGGGCUUCUCCUACCAGCUGGAGAGCCUGAAGAGCAAGUACGUCAUCCUCAACCCCAGGAGCGAGAGCGCCGCGGGGCCGAGGCCCGCCGACACCGUCCACAUCAAGAGGCAGGUGUCGGAGAGCGCGGGCGGGGGCCAGAGCGAUGGAAUCCCCGCCCCCCAGAAAAUGCUGUUUCCCGCUAACCGGCUCUCCAUGAGGUGGGAGCGCGUCUACAGGGUGGGGGCCGGCCUCCACAACCUGGGGAACACCUGCUUCCUGAACUCCACCGUGCAGUGUCUCACCUACACCCCGCCCCUCGCCAACUACCUGCUGUCCAAGGAGCACAGCCGCUCGUGUCACCAGUCGGGGUUCUGCAUGAUUUGCGUGAUGCAGAACCACAUCGUCCAGGCCUUCGCCAACACCGGGAACGCCAUUAAGCCCGUGUCCUUCAUCAGAGAUCUGAAGAAAAUCGCCCGCCACUUCCGGUUCGGGAGCCAGGAGGACGCCCACGAGUUCCUGCGCUACACGGUGGACGCCAUGCAGAAGGCCUGCCUGAACGGCUACCCCAAGUUGGACAGGCAGACCCAGGCCACCACACUGGUCCAUCAGAUCUUUGGGGGUUAUCUCAGGUCACGAGUGAAGUGCUCCAUUUGUAAAAGCGUAUCGGACACCUACGACCCUUACCUGGACAUCGCUGUGGAGAUCAGGCAAGCGGCGAACAUCGUCCGGGCCCUGGAGCUGUUUGUCAAACCGGACGUCCUGAGUGGAGAGAACGCGUACAUGUGUGCUAAGUGUAAGAAGAAAGUGCCGGCGACCAAACGCUUCACCGUCCACCGCACCUCCAACGUGCUGACGCUGUCGCUCAAGAGGUUCGCUAACUUCAGCGGCGGGAAGAUCACCAAGGAUGUGGGUUACCCAGAAUUCCUGAACAUACGGCCCUACAUGUCUCAGAGCUCAGGGGACCCAGUCAUGUACGGCCUGUAUGCUGUCCUGGUGCAUUCUGGGUACAGCUGCCACGCCGGGCACUACUACUGCUAUGUCAAGGCCAGCAACGGGCAGUGGUACCAGAUGAACGACUCAAUGGUUCAUUCCAGUAACAUCAAAGUGGUCCUCAAUCAGCAGGCCUACGUCCUCUUUUACCUGAGAAUCCCCGAAGCGAAGAAGAACACGGACGGCCCGGUGAUCAAGGCGGGGGCGCUGCACGCCGGGAGGAACGCCAUGACCCCCGAACAGCUGAAGAAGGCCACCCUCAACGGGUCACUGUCGUCGCCGCAGGUUACCAAGAAGCUGGACCCCUCUCAGCUGCGGAAGAUCCAGUCCAUGGAUGGCGGGGUCGGGGUCCCUGUGCCCCGAGGCGGCGGCGGCCCCUUGCCCAAGCUGGCUAAUGGCAUACCCUCGGGCCACGCCCCCUCCAAGCCGCCGGGCCCCACCCUGAUCGAGGAACCCUUCAAGAAGCUGAAGAAGCCGUCGCCGCAGACGCUGGGCCGCAGCGCUACGCCCGCCCCCUCCAACGGCCUGAGCAGGGCGGACGGCGAGCGGAGGCCGGGGUCGGAGGUCAGGGGCCUGGCUGCAUCUACCUCAAUGAAGUCCCUGUCCGACUCGUCCUCCGCAGACAACUCCGAUUCCAAGGACUGCGGGGGGCCCCGGAGCGCCCCUGCCGGUGACCCGGCCGCCCAGAGGAGCAGCGUGAACGGGACGGCCUCCCCCAGCCGCUCGGCCGAAGGGUCCAAGGGCCUGGAGCACAGGGCCGGAGACGACCAGAAAACGGUCAAGUUAAAACCCCAGGCCCUCACCAACGUCACCUCCGAACCCACCAGCACCAUGUCGCCCCCGCCCGCUAAGAAACUGGCCCUGUCUGCUAAGAAGGCCAGUCCCAGCUGGAGUCCGAUCAGCAGUGAGGCUCCGCUUCCCCCCGCACGCCAUCCGUCCAGAGACCCCACGCAUCCCGCACACCUCCACCCCCUCAUCUCCGCUCCUCCCGCGCGUGCUAACAGGGCUGCUCCAUUCCAUUUGCCCAAACCCCAAUUGCCACCCACACCCCAGCCCAGCGCAGACCCCCCCCACACCCCCCUGUCCUCUGCUCUGCCGAGGCCGCCGCCCACCUUCUCUGCUCAGACCAAUGGCUUUCUCCCACACCCUCUGAAGACCCCCAGUCCGGCCUCUCUCACGCGAGGCCCCGCCCCCGAGCCUGCUGGCCCCGCCCCGCAGAGGAAGAAGAAGAAACACAAGCGCCGCCACUCGGAGAUGGAGGCGGAGACACCGCCGCCCACCGCGCAGCCCAAGCGGGAGGCGGGACAGCCGGAGGCCGACCGCAAAAAGAAGAAGAAGAAGAAGAAGAAAAAGAAGCGGAAGAGAGAGGACGAGGAGGAGGAGGGGGAGUGUCCCAGGAGCCCCGGGGAGAUGGCGCAGUCGCACCUGGAGCCUCCGGCCCCGCCCCACCCCUCUCAGGAGGAGGACUGGUGUCUGGGGGAGCCCUGGACCAUCUCCCCCGCACCUGCACGGGUGCAGACACAGACGCAGCUGGAGCAGACGCAGACGCAGCCAGAGCAGACGCAGACGCAGACGCAGACUCCCAAAGCGGGACAGCAAGCUGCAGACGCGGUCAGGAAGAAGAAGAGAAAACGCAAGGACAGACAGGAAGAGGAAACGGUCUCUUACCCUGCCCCAGAAGGCUCCGGGAUGGAGGGAGGAGACACUGGGACAGAGCUGAAGAAGAAGAAGAAGAAGAAAAGGAGGCUGAAGGAACACUUGGAGAGAUGCGGAGAGAAGGGCCAGAGAGCGAGCGAUCGGGAGCACACGGACGCAGGCGCAGUCCUCCCGCCACAGGGGGGCGCCGUCGAGGCAGGGAAGGCCCCCGUCUCCAGCUCAGGUAGCCACAAUGCCGCAGCCUCUGCCCCUGAUGCCACUCAGCCGUCAGUCAACGCCGCAGUGUUCGUGUGGGACAGCCGGGUGAGGGACGGGUAUAGGCGCCCGCAGGCGGACCCCGCUGCGGAGGAAGGGGGAGGACGCGCCCCCCGCCCCGCUGCCACGGGCUGGGACGGCGCGCGGACCGGCGGCGUGGUGGAGGAGCUCCUCAGGAACUCCGCGGACACGGCGUACGGAACGCAAGUGCUCAGCUGGGACGGGGACGUCUCUGCUAUCAGCAGGGAUGCGGCGGACGACGCGCGGCUCUCGAAAAUGGACACCGUGAUCGACGAAUGGGAUGAGGACUUUGACAGCGGGAAGGUAAAGAAGGUGAAAAAGUACAAGAAGGAGAGGAGGAGGAGUUUUAAUGUUUUCCAGAAGAUACAGGACCGGAAGAACAUGUGGUCUGUCACACCAGGAGGGAAGAAGGGUUGCCUGGGAUACCGCUACUGACCAAGAGAACCAGUUGGCAUGUGGGAUGUUUUAAAACGGGGGUCGUCCUCUGUGGCUCUCCGCUCGAAGGCGAAGGGCCCUGCCGGAGGCUGGCGCUGCCGUCUGCCCAAUCGGACCAGAACGUGGCCGGGGGGCGGUCCUGCGGUCUGGACCACGGCGCUGUGACGUCUCCACGCGGCCCGCGGCCUCCUCUGAGGUUCUCUGCUGGGGGGGAAACAAGCGGAACCGGACAAGUCCGACACACAGGCGGCUCGAUCCGGGCUAAUCUUGGGCAAUCUGCCACGAGUGCUGGAAAAUGCUACCACAGUACAAGACCUGAGUGCGCCGGUUCAUUAAUCCAACCAUUUAAGGACUAGGCAUGAAUGAGUCGGCUCACCGAGGGCGUCACAGCCAUCUUGUACUGCGGUUGUCAUGGCGGCAUGUCACGCGUCCCCGUUUUGAGUGGAAGUACUGCGACGCGAUCUCCUUCAUUCACCCAAGACUUGCACUCUCUCUGAGAAAUACUCAGACGACGUUAAAAAUGAAAUCUCGGCUUGCUGAUAUCCUUGCUUCUGUCAUUUCUGAACAUUGUGACCGUUAGUUAAUUGAGCUUUUAAGUCUUUCGUAGAAGGCCGGCGGGUCAAGCUGUGUUUGACCGAACGUGCGCCAUGUUGCUCGUGAAGUCUUGGUGAAUGAGGGGGAGCGCGAAUUUGAAUGUGAGAAUGAGAAUGAAAUGGGAGUGUUUUGGGUGCACAAACGAGGGCAGUGCUGUACAACCAAGCUGUCAACAGCCUGCCGUCACCUAGCAACCAGGAGCAGGCUGUUACAGUCUUUCAUGGCCGCAAACCUGCUAGCUGUGAGGUUGCCUGUGGUAAUGGUAAUCUUGCGUACACCUGGAACAUCUGGCCAAGUGACCUCCUUUCCAAAAAACUACCCCCGACUGUCGAAGAGUGAAAAGUUAGGAAAGUCAGAAGGUUUCUGAAAUCUGCGACGCCCUCAGUUACCUGUUCUCGACUUCAAACUGGGAGUGGUGUUAUAGUUUAACCACAUCCUUCCCCCCCCACCCAUGGUGACACACCCUUGCUGAAACUGCGGAGGCCACAGUUGCUAACUGUGACUUUGAGUUAAGGCAGGCUUUUGGAGCCUCAGGGUUGUUGUGGGCCCCGGCUGCAGGUGAACGUUUUGCAGGAAUGCUGUUGGCCACUGAAAGGCUUGCGCCUGGCGACCUUUUCUUUUUUGUUUGUUUGACUGUUUGUUUCUUGAAUUCUUUCAAAGUGUAAUUUUGUUCCUUUGCCAAACAUGCUGUAAGGCACGUGUGCGUUGCCCAUACAGUUAAGUUUAACACGUGGAAAAAGAGGGGUUUUGGACUUCAUUUUUUGUUGUUACUGUUGAUGAAUUCCAUGCAUGUAAUAGUUUUGUUGAAUUCAGUUUUAUUUUUCUAUGUGAAUUGUACAUCCAAAUAAUCAUACAUUUGGAAGAUUUAUAUUGAAAGGAUAGUCUUGACACCGAGGAUAGAUUUGGAUUAAUUUACUUGUUUGACCGUGUGCAAGUAAAUGGUACAGAAAUUUAAAAAACACGGCAGGAUAUUUAAAAAAAAAAAAAAAAAAGUGUGCAGAGCAGAUCUCCCCGUGGUACCUAAACCGCAGGACCUGAGACAGACAGACACAAACAGGAAGCCUGUGAAUCCGCUCUCCAGCUAGGCCUUCAGCCCGCUGCUCAAGUUAAAACGACUUUUUUUUUUUUUUUUUUUUAGGCGAGCAGAGUUGAGGUGAAGAAUCUGCUCUUCAUCACCGUGCACCAGCUUGGUGAAAAUUUUAUGGAGUUUUAAUUGCGUUUCUCUCUUCCGCCUGUGAAGAAUGUAUUUAGAUUCAUUGUUUCACGGUUAAUGGACAGACACAAUUAAAAUUUAAUCGGCUAAAUUCUUAAGGCUGCAAAUUGGAUCUUUUUCAUUAUUGAGGGAACGGUGUAGCUAACGGUUGGCUGUGUGCAUGUGCUUCAUGCUUGAGAUGCAAAAAAGGCUCAGGUUGAUAUGAAUAUGUAUUUCAUGGAUUACAUAUCCAUUGUAUCAAACAUAUCUUCAGUAAUUCCAAUUAAUAUGCGUAUGUGAGAGGGGAUGUGUGUAAACUUAAUUUAUUCAGUCCAGGUGCGAGGAGGAUUACUUAAAAUGACUCAUUUCCCAUAACCUUCCCAUUAUUAUUUUAAGAUUAAAUAAGCUGAAUGUUUGAACGUUAUAUCAGUGGAAAUCUUUAAGUUAACAUCAAACUUCUUUGUGUUUGGAUAAAAUCAAAUUAGUUGGAUCUGCUGCUAUUUUUCUGCAUCUUUUCAGGACGAUGAUCUUCUAAUGCAAUGCCUCCUUUGUUUUCACGUUCGUCUUUCUCUUUCUCCUGCAAACCGUGCCUCUUGAACUCAUUACCAUCCUCAUUUUAGUUUGAGAAUUUUAAUUUGGGUCUGAAUUGAGGUAAAGAUGCUUUGGUUUGGUGACGCUUUUAGGACUUCUUUUUCUGUCUGCUCUGUGGCCUGGUGAAACUUGUGUACCAUCUUGCCAAGGUGCUGGACAUGACCUCAUGUCCUGUUGGUGGACACAGGUUUGUUCCCAGAAUCCACCAGCACCCUAGGGCCAGUAUUCGCUGAGAGGACACGAGCAAGGAUAAAUACUAAAUAAAUGGAGUUUAUUUUAUUUUAUUUUUUCAUUUUUUAAAAUGAGUUUCAUCCGUGUAAUUUUGUCAACAUAGUAAAAUUUGGUCUGCAGUCUGUGCUCAGGACAAACAAGAGAGGCUAUGUUUGAUGUCUGCUUUUAUGCAUGUAACAUAUUUAAAGAUUUCUAUAUUUUUUACAGAGAAUUAAGAAUGUAUAUUGCAGAGGUGCGGUUCGGUAGAAGCUGGGUUUUGCAUGUAGAGUUUGCUGUGGCAGAGCCGCAUGUGGGCGGGUUCUCUGGGUCCAGCGAGAGAUGCCCGUGGGAAGGAACGCUGGAGGAAGCCACACUGCCUCUCUGCUCUCUAUCCUUUGGUGUGUGGGGAGUCGGGACUGAAGGUCUGUGUGUGUGUGUGUGUGUGUGUGUGUGUGUGUGUGUGUGUGUGCAGGGUGUGUGUGUGUGUGUGUUUGUGUGUGGGUGGACUGGCUGCUGUUUCUGUACAAUGUGCAGCUCUGGGUCUCAGCACCGGUCACAUACAGUACAUUGGGGGUGUGUCUCAGGAAAGCUGACCAUCCUAGACAACACUGUUGCCCCUCUCACCAAAAACUUCAACCCUUAACCCCCCCCCCUCGUUCUUCUACACCCUCCCCAUUGCUACACUGACCACUGAACUAUUCACUGAAAUGUCCUACACAAAGAACUCAGUUCCCUGCUAUGGUUAAACAUCACGCAUACCUCCCCUAGUCAACCCCCCCCCCCACCGAACACUUCCUUAAUAUGUAUAAUGUAUAUUUGAAAAUAUAAAGAGAAAAAAAAACUGUGGGGUCUUCCAUUUGUCUGGGCACAGAUACACCGCAUUUAUAAACGAAUAAUGAAAAUGCUUUGCCAAUGUAAAACCUGCACAGCACACCUCUUCUCCUAACCUCCUGUACUGUUUUAUAAUAUAAAAGUACACCACUUUCUCCCCUCCGUUUUAUUAGACAGGUUUCCUUGGAUUGACUUCAAAAUUAGUUGCGUCACGGUUUAUAUACAUACGCAUUACACAAAAAUGGAAAAAGUAUAUAUUCAAAAAAAAAAAAUUCAAAAAAAAACCUGUCGUAUCUAUGGGUUGUUGGAUUGUGAUUAGAAAUUAUCUGCAAAUAGAUGUGAGAAAUGCGAUGUCUUUCAUGUGAUUCCGUAAUGCUUUUACUGUAGAGUGAUUACAGUAAAUGACGGUAUUAAAAAGAGGCAUAUUGCUAUUACGAGUACAGUGUUCUAGAGUGUAUGAAUGUUUCGUGUGAAACUAACCUGAAAUUAGACGUGUAAUAUCAAUGAGACUGACUUAUUUUUUAUUUUUAUUUUUUUGGAACACUGACUGGUCUAAAUCUUCCCAUGUGUCAUAAUCUGCAUUUAUGGUUCUACAUUUUGCACCAUUUUUUCUGACCAAGGAGAGACCUUUAAUUAUUAAGAUAGGAACUCAUACAAAAAAUAUGUAUAAAUGUACAGGUGCAAUAAAGUUGUCACUUUUGUGGAA
Molecule: messenger RNA, 7833 nt
Organism: Anguilla rostrata (American eel)
Lineage: Eukaryota; Metazoa; Chordata; Actinopteri; Anguilliformes; Anguillidae
Gene: usp36
Product: ubiquitin specific peptidase 36
Exons: 22
Coding region: 233-3709 (1158 amino acids)
Biological process (GO): protein deubiquitination; regulation of apoptotic process
Cellular component (GO): nucleus; cytosol
Molecular function (GO): cysteine-type deubiquitinase activity
Source: RefSeq, a predicted model, not a curated record